UAAAAUUGAUCGCAAAAUAAGCUAUUUCUGCAGCACUUUUUCGCGUACCUAAUUAAUAUGAGUUAAACGUGGAAAUAAAAGUUUCGGUUUUAAAAAUUAACGUAGUAACUAGCGUACAAUAAACCCGCACUAAUGUGAUUUUCAAGUAUCGAUUAUUUUGCCUUUGAAACAUCAAAAUGCCAACCGAAGAUCCAUGUGAAGAAAUAAGAAAAAUCAACUACUACUACUCAUCGAGUACAUAUCAAUGGAUAAGCAUACCGAUAUGCUUCAUAGGGGCGAUUUUCAAUCUACUCAACGUAUUGGUAUUCACAAGGAAAACAAUGAAUUCGCCAUCGAACCGGAUACUCGCUCAUUUGGCCUUUGCAGAUUUCCUAGUCUUACUGUCUUAUAUUCCAAAUAGCUUGCUGUGGAACAUCGAUCGUCGCAGUGAUUUUUGCUUAGCCGAGAGUCACGGUUGGACAAUAUUUUAUUGGUACAACGACAUUUUCACAUCCACGUUCCAGUUUAUAUCGAUAUUCCUGACAGUUCAGUUGGCUGUAUGGAGAUACAUAGCUGUAGCACAUCCGUUGAAGGAACGUUCUUGGUGCAGCAUGAGAAUCACUCGCAAUGCCAUGAUUGCCGGAUACGUCGUAUGUUGCGUUUUGUAUGCUGUUCCCUUUCAUCUGUCAUUUGAUAUCGAAACCAUUGACAAAAAUCAAAAUACGAAUGCACGUUACAAAUUCACAAUCGGCGGACAUCCCAUUAUGUACCAAAUAAGAUGUUACAUCUAUGGACUAGUGAUCAAAUUAUUACCAUCAGUUGCAUUGGUGGGACUUACUUUUAAAAUCGUCGUUGUCUUAUUAGCGAGAAAACGCCAUCACAAGCAAUUAACUGCUCAAAGUAACAUGAAAAACCUCGAAAUGAGACAACAAACCAACAAGUUAACAGCGAUAUUAUUGACAGUCGUGGUAUUAUUUUUUAUCGGCGAAUUUCCAAGAGGCAUGAUAUGGUUACUUGGAAUGAUCAAUGAGCAUCGCUGGGACACACGUCCUGGACAUUAUUGGGACACUCGUUACGAUUCACUGGUACGGAUAUUUGUCACAAUAGCUCAUAUUAAUACAUCCAUCACAUUUAUCGUAUACUAUAUUCUGAGUCAGCAAUUCAGAAGCACAUUUAAAUCUUUCUUCAGUCGUAACCCACAAAGUAUUACUCAUCAAACGCAUAAGCCUCUCGUUUUGGGUGAUAGCGAAAACACCAAUUCAGAAAGAAAAACUUUUGAAUUUUAGUGUCAAUAGUUCAUGGGUUCUUGACUGUUCAACAAACAGAGACGGGUUCAAAAACGUCGACUUGAGAUGAGAAAAAUUUUUGACCAGAAUUCUUCACAUUCGCCGCAAUUGUUUUGGCUUGGCCUUUCCAGUGGUGCCAUUCUAUGCAAAUUAGUUGCAAUGUGCACGGCGGGAUUACCGAUUUUUUAAAUAUUUUGCUAAUCGGUAGAGAUCAUCAAACGAUAAGAAAUGGCCAAUACCAGAGAUCCUCACGAAUUUUGUGCUGGUAAGAGGGGCAUUCGAAGAUGGUCAAAAUGACUGCAAACUGAAAAUUUUUAAUGCCUAGAAGUCAUUUCAAUUACCUAACCAUAUGCAUUAAAUGUCAGAUUCAACAAUAAUACAACUAACCAAUUCAAAUCAUGUCAAUAUGAUUUAUUAUUAUAAAAUCUGUCAUUUAAGAGGACUAAAAAUAUAAAUUAAUCUAAAUCAUUUUAUAUUAUAAAUGAAGGCACCAGCCAAUACUAUGGGACUCGCGCUAAGGACUCAAGAUAUAAUAAUCAUCCGAUGUAUUCGGAUACCACUACAUUAAUUGAUGCUGUUAGAUUAAAGGUCAUCACACAGAUAUAUAAUAUUUUGUAUACUUUUAUUAUUUGUGAAUAAAGUGCU
This is a messenger RNA of Planococcus citri (citrus mealybug), 1910 nucleotides long. Its product is annotated as FMRFamide peptide receptor frpr-18-like. The coding region runs from base 177 to 1265 and encodes 362 amino acids. Gene Ontology annotation, cellular component: plasma membrane. The record is from RefSeq and is a predicted model, not a curated record. Lineage: Eukaryota; Metazoa; Arthropoda; Insecta; Hemiptera; Pseudococcidae. Gene Ontology annotation, molecular function: G protein-coupled peptide receptor activity. Gene Ontology annotation, biological process: G protein-coupled receptor signaling pathway. The transcript has 2 exons.